Molecule: messenger RNA, 2656 nt
Organism: Drosophila nasuta
Lineage: Eukaryota; Metazoa; Arthropoda; Insecta; Diptera; Drosophilidae
Product: germ cell nuclear acidic protein
Exons: 7
Coding region: 550-1656 (368 amino acids)
Molecular function (GO): protein binding
Source: RefSeq, a predicted model, not a curated record
CACAAAUGCUACACAAAAGUGCGCGUUACAAAUUCCGCAAUACGUACACAAUUUGUAUUUACGCCUUAAACAACGAUAUAAAGAUACUUGAAUAUAACAAAAUCCAAUUUUAAAUAUCCCAUUAAAAGUGUUUAAUUCACCCAAUAGUUAGUUACAACUUACAAGUGCAAAAUAAAGAUAAACUUUUGAUAAUAGAAUUGUUGUUUGGCGCAUCCUCGGUUGCCCAUUGAGUGCUGCUGCACUCUCGUGUGAAAACAAAAACAUAAUCAUUAAAUUUCAAGCUCAACUGCGUAGUAGACAAAGUAAUGCUUUAAAUUGUUAAUAAUCUAUAAAGAAAAUUGAAAGUGCAACAACAACAUUCUCUUUGGGAAAUUUAAAAGAGUGUAGCAUAAAUGCACUGAACUGAACUGCAAGGAACUGCAAAUCUGAGAACCUGAGAACCGCAAGGAACAGCCACCGCUCGUAAAUAAUUGAAGACAAUCCGCUUAAAAUGCAAGCUCAAUUUAUGUAAAAAGACAACCAGAAAGGAAUUGCACAAGAACUUCAAAUAUGUCGAAUUUGCUGAACAUGGACAAAUCAAAUGGGAAUGGAGUCUAUGCCACAGGCAGUUGCCACACGGAUAAUGCAGCUGCCACAACAGCACUAACAACAACAACAACCAGCACAUCAACAGCGAAUAAUAUAAACAUUAUGAAUGGCGCCGCAGCCGUUGCAGCUGCUGCAGCAGCCGCCACGUUACCCACAUCCGCCUCAAGCGAGGAUCUCAGUCAGAGCCUGUCCGAGUACACAGAUGCCGAUGAGAGCAUAUCAGCGCCGACAGAAUUUCUCGCCGAGUUUCUGUCGGCAGUCAUGCUCAAGGACUACAAGAAGGCUUUGAAAUACUGCAAAUUGAUUCUGCAAUACGAGCCGAACAAUGGCACGGCCAAAGAGUUCUAUCCCCUCAUCUUGGACAAGCUGCGCGUGGCCGCAUCAAGUGACAGCGACGAGAACUACAAUAAAUCAUCAUCACCUGAGCUGGCUUUGGAUCUAGAGCAGCCCUGCGAGGAUAGCGUUAGCAGCCACAGCAGCAGUCGCAACAAUUGCUCCGAUGAGGACAACGAUGAUGAAGCGAAUGACGACGAUGAGGAGGAUGACGACGACAAUGAUGAUGAUGACGAUGAUGUUGAUGUUGAUGAGGACGAUGACGUGGACAUUGAGGAUGACGAUGACAUCGAUGUGGUCGACGUGGAGGAAGAGGAGAGCAGCAGUGGCGAUGAUUACGAGCUGCCCAUAGACGAGCAACAAGAUGUCGCUGCAGUCCAAGAUGGCCUGGCAGCUCAUGCAUCACAUUCCCACUCACACUCCCACAAUGAUUCCGGCUCAUCACGCAAUUCAUCGAGUGGCGGUGGCGGCGGGCGAAGCGACAAUACAACGCACUCGUAUUCCAGUCUGCUGCUGGAGGAGGAGGACGACAUUGUGCCAGUGAAUUUGCAAUUUGGCAGCAAGGAUGCAAGUGCAACAGAUCUGGACAUCAGUAAUGGCAACAAGGUGAUCUCCGCUUCCUGCAGCGAUUCAGAGUCACCCACAGAGCCGCUGACACAAAGAUUGGCAGCCAUUCUGCGCUCCAAGUGCGGCGUCUCUUCCCGCAAAGCUGGCGAUGAUAACGAGCCCUACUGAGGCGCAUCUUUUAUCAGCAAUUUAGUUUAUAGCGAAUAUUACUCAUACGCAUAUAUGGAUGAGUACUAUAUACACAACACAACUACAAUAUAUUCUUGUACUUGAGCGAACAGUUUAUAAUUCCUUUUGCCCAACUAGUUUUCAACUAGUGCAUAUUCGCUUUACGAACCUAGAAACCGUCCCUAACAGCAUACAAUAUUAUACUUAUAUACUUACUACGACUAUAUUUCCAAUUACUUACAUUCUUUUUUUCUCUUUUUGGUUCCACAAACAAAUUCCCUAGACAAACAUAUCGUACAAACUUAAUAGGUAUAUACUAUAUAUAUAGUACUUCUAGUAGUCAUACUUGUGUAUUGCGUAUGUAAAAAAUGUAUAAUCAACAAUUACUGAAAUAUAAACAACAAAAGAAAUGCUCCAUUUGUUAUACGAGAGAGCUGCAAUAAUAAUAUAUAUGAUAUAUACAAAUAUAUAUACUAUAUAAAUAUAUAUAUAUAUAUGAAUUGUAUAACAGAAUCUAUUUUAGUAAGACGCACAGGACUUGGCAUAUUGUUGGAAAACUUUACACAUUUAGCAUUUUAUAGUGGACGAUUUUUUUCCAGACAGUUUAUAACAUACCGUGUACUUAGUAAUAAUUUAGUAAACGAAGGCGAGAUUGGAUAAGUCUGAUAUUGUGGCAAUGGGGGCAAGAAGUAAAACUACAACUGAAAUGGUCCAAAAAGUCUAAAAAAAAAAACUACGUAGAACGAAAACAUAAAUACAUUUUUUGAUUUUUUAAUAAGCAAGCUCACAUCGUAUACAUUUCGAAAUGAAUUAUCUUAAUAACGCUCUUGGGCGACAAAUACAUAUUUGAUUAACUACGUUAAUUCAUGAGAACUUUGAAAAUUAUGUAUAGUAAUUAAAAAGUAUAUUUAAUUUAGUUCUAUUUAAAAAAAAAACUCAUGUAUUUAAAUUAUAUUCGAAUUGUAUUGUAUCUAUCAUUAGAAGUUGUAAUAAAGAAAGA